Ilex paraguariensis (yerba mate) is the source of this 1598-nucleotide messenger RNA. The record is from the annotation of a GenBank genome assembly. Lineage: Eukaryota; Viridiplantae; Streptophyta; Magnoliopsida; Aquifoliales; Aquifoliaceae.
AUGGUUGUGGUGCCCAUGGCACCAGAGAAAAUAGUGGUCACAUCAUCAAUGAUGCUGGGGAUGUCGAGUGCAACUGAAACUCUUUGUGGGCAAGCAUUUGGAGCAGGGCAACACCACAUGAUGGGUAUUUACUUGCAACGGUCAUGGAUUGUCGACUUCAUUACGUUGACGAUCUUGCUCCCUUGUUUCCUCUUUGCAACACCCAUCUUUAAACUACUUGGUGAGGAAGAUACAAUAGCAAGAGCGGGUGGAUAUAUCUCUCUGUGGUUCAUUCCCUUUUGCUACAAUUUUGUUUUCAGCUUGACCAUCCAAAUGUUUCUACAAGCACAGUUGAAGAACAUGAUUAUUGCAUGGUUAUCCAUUGCCCAACUUGUAAUCCAUGUUCCUGUGUCAUGGCUCUUUGUGUACAAGCUGAACUGGGGCCUCAAUGGUGCAAUGGGUGCAUUGUGCAUAUCUUCUUGGUUCUUGGUAUUUGGUGAGUUCAUUUAUAUCUUUGGAGGUUGGUGUCCAAACACAUGGAAAGGUUUCACGAAAGAUGCCUUCAAGGAUCUAUGGCCUGUGGUGAAGCUUUCAGUAUCCUCUGGUGUGAUGGUUUGCUUAGAGUUAUGGUACAAUGCUGUUUUAGUCUUACUGGCGGGCUACAUGCAAAAUGCAGAGGUUGCUAUAUCUGCCUUCUCUAUUUGCCUCAAUAUCAAUGCAUGGGAAUUUAUGAUAAGCCUUGGCUUCCUAGGUGCCGCAUGUGUGCGAAUUGCAAAUGAAUUAGGGAGAGGAGAUGCCAAAGCUGCAAAAUUUUCCAUUAAAGUUUUAUUGAGUACUUCAGUCAUAAUAGGAGUAUUCUUCUGGAUUCUUUGCUUAGCCUUUGGUAACAAAAUUGGAUACUUGUUUACAAGUGAUAAUAAGGUGGCAGAGACAGUAUCAGAUCUUUCCCUUCUCCUUGCUUUCUCGAUAUUGCUCAAUAGCGUUUAUCCAGUACUUUCAGGGGUGGCAGUAGGGGCAGGAAUGCAAAGUACGGUUGCAAUUGUCAAUCUUUGUUGCUUUUACUUGAUUGGGAUUCCGGUUGGAGGUUUGCUUGGAUAUGUGGCUAAUCUUCAAGUAAAGGGUAUAUGGAUUGGAAUGAUCUGCGGGGUGGUAACCCAGUCGCUUACACUUUGCUUCCUGACUUGGAGAACUGAUUGGAAUGAACAGGUGGCCAAAGCUGCAGAACGGCUCAGUCAGUGGUACCUGAAAUCCUCAGAGGAGUCCAAUCAUAAUUCCAAUCAUGUUUGAGUUCGCAGAACCAGAGGUUAAUAAGGUCACCGGCUACUAUUAACAUCGAAUGAAAGUGAGAGUUUCUAAGUUUUGGCCCUAACCUUUAUGCUUUGUUCCUGGUGCAUCUUGUCAAAUUGUGCCUGUACCUUGUUUUGUUGUAGUUUUGGGCACAAGAGUCCCUUUGACUUCUAAAUUUCCUCUCAUUUGUUCCACCUUGUAAUGCCUUCAAAAGUUCUUUUUUCUUUUAAUGAGUUGAAAUAUAAUUUUAUUUCCCUUAAAAUACUCGAGUUAACACUCCUCUAGUGAAGGGCUAGUGGUAACCCAUACUACGCAUGGACAAUUGACAAUAA